AUGGAAAAACAUUUUCUCUCAUCAAUCCAAGCUGAUAUUGAUAAAGCAGUUGAAGGUACUCAAACAGCUUUUGAUAUUGAAUCACCAUGGCAUAAAUUAGUUUCUCUUUCUUUCUCUCAACCUAAGUCAAUAUGUAGAAAGUGGAAACACUUAACAAUGUUGAUUGUACUGAAACCAACUGAACAAACACCACUUAAUGCACUUUAUUGUGCUGCUCUUAUCAAAGAGACUGGCUUUCCACCAGAUGUUGUCAACAUCAUACCAGGUGAUGGGCCUGAAUUUGGUUAUGCAAUUGCUGUUCACGCACAUAGUGAUAAAAUUGGAAAGAAAAUACAAGAAGCAGCAGCUAAAUCAAAUCUUAAAUGUGUUACACUUGAACUUAAAUGUGAUGGUGAACGAGUUGAUAAUAAAGGUUAUUUUAUCAAAGCAACUAUUUUUAGUGAUGUAAAAGAUGAUAUGCAAAUUGCUCAUGAAGAGAUAUUUGGUCCAGUAAUGUCAGUCUUAAAGUAUGAUUCAUAUGAAGAAGUUAUCAAACGAGCAAACGACACGACUUUUGGACUUGGUGCUGGAGUGAUAACUAGAGACAGUAAAUUUGAAAGACAUGAUUAUUGA
Messenger RNA from Rotaria sordida, 612 nucleotides. The record is from the annotation of a GenBank genome assembly. Lineage: Eukaryota; Metazoa; Rotifera; Eurotatoria; Philodinida; Philodinidae.